UUCCAUCAGUUGUUGUUACUCAAAUAACUGGUGAACGUAUUGGUAAAGCUAAAGGUUAUGGUGAUUUAGAAUACGCAAUUAUGUCACAAAUGGGUUGUGUAUCAAAUAAAACAAUUAUAAUGACAACAUGUCAUGAAAGUCAAUUAAUUAAUGAUAUACCAAAUUAUAUUAUGGAACAACAUGAUUUACCAGUAGAUAUUAUUGUGACACCAAAACGAUAUAUUUAUACAAAACGUUUAUUUCAACGACCAACACGUGUCUAUUGGAAUAAACUUGAUCCAGAUAUGAUGAUAAGUAUUCCGGUUUUACAAGAAUUAAAACGAUUAGAACAACAAAAUAUUAUUAAAUCUCAAUAA
Messenger RNA from Rotaria sp. Silwood2, 356 nucleotides. The record is from the annotation of a GenBank genome assembly. Lineage: Eukaryota; Metazoa; Rotifera; Eurotatoria; Philodinida; Philodinidae.